Molecule: messenger RNA, 1821 nt
Organism: Saitoella complicata NRRL Y-17804
Lineage: Eukaryota; Fungi; Ascomycota; Saitoellomycetes; Saitoellales; Saitoellaceae
Exons: 2
Coding region: 1-1821 (606 amino acids)
Biological process (GO): regulation of transcription by RNA polymerase II
Cellular component (GO): piccolo histone acetyltransferase complex
Source: RefSeq, a predicted model, not a curated record
AUGGCAAAGGACAGGGGCUUCCGCAACAGGAAGAUCAGUAUCAAGCAGCAUCUGCCUGUUCUUCGCGCCAGUGAACUCCCUGAUCUGGAUGAGGAGGCAUCAACGCGUAAUGUUCCGCUUGUUGAAACCGGUGUUGACAAGGAGGAGGAAGAGGAGCACCAUCUGCAAGCUGCUAUUUCCGCACAUCAGGCCGCAGUGGUAGGGGCUGGUGUCAAGCAAAUCUACAUCCCUACGCCUGAUGCGUCAAAAACUGUCUCCGACUAUGACAAACUCUAUCGUGCAAAGUACUCGGAACCAUCUACCUACAUCCGCUUCUCCUCUACCGUAGAGGACUGCUGUGGAUGUCUCUAUAACAUGGAUGAAGAGGAUGAGGAGUGGUUGACUAACCUGAACUCCGAGAAGAAGAUUGCAAAUGAGCAAUGCUCCGAGGAUGCCUUUGAACUUGUCAUGGAACAGUUCGAGAAUGCUACCAAUGAACGCCAACCAUAUCUUGCCAUGGAUGUCUCUCAGAUCGCUUCGUAUAAUGACUUGGAGCCUACGUUCGAUGAUACAUCAGCCGCGCCUUACAAGCACUUUGCCAAGUUUAUUUACGAGCACUGGAAGAGACGGCGAGUUGCUUCUGGUGGGAAGCCAAUUCAGCCCGUACUUCGCUUUGAGGAAAACGACAAGGAUGAGGGCGACCCCUAUGUCUGCUUCCGUCGUAGGGAAGUGCGUCAAGUGCGCAAAACGCGUCGCACCGAUGCCCAAAGCACAGAGAAACUACGGAAGCUGCGCCUUGAGAUGGAGCAAGCGCGCAAUCUCGUCGGUAUGGUUGCACGGCGCGAACGGCUUCGAAGGGAAUCGCUACUACUGGAGCAAGCAGUCUUCAAUCAGCGCUGCAAGGUGAAGGAUGUGAAGAGAAAGCUUGGUAUCAAAGGUGAUGACGAAGAUCUUAUUUCGCAUAAGAAGAAGAAGGUACAGCAAGAAGCUACUGCGCCGACCAUUCGUAUUCCUGUCGCAAAGACAUCUACUCCGACGGCCACAACUACUACGAAGAGUGCUGACGCCGAUGCUCUAACUACCCUGGACGAAGUGGCUCGGGAAAGAAUGCUUGCAGCGAGGGCUAUUAUCGAAGAAAAAUUGGUCAAGCGCAGAGCGGCUAAUAUCGGUUGGGAGGACGUGUCGGACGAUCCGUACUUCCCGCUCCCAAAGCCCUAUCCGUUGUCUUUCUUUCGAGCCGUCGCUUCCUCUUACUAUCAAUCGGGAACGGGAGAAUACAAUCAUACGUUCGGUGACUCACAAUCGCAACGUCGGAGGCCAGCAUUUCGUCAGCGCUGCGGAAGGGGUGGUCGCGUCUGGCUGGAUCGCCGAGGACUUCGUGCUUCUCGCGAUCAUGUUGGUGGUAACCGGUGGAAAUACGACCAGGAGGACAGCGAUCAGGACGAUGAGACCGUCCUCGAGAUUGACGACAUGUGCGAUGGUUCACUUCGUUUCCGGUCAUGCCUCUUGUCGGAACCCGACCAGCGCAACCUCAUAAAUCAUCCUGUAACUGAUUUUCAGUUAUAUGCGCAGCAACAAGGAACUCCGCAACACAGACAUCCUGCUCAACUUCUACCUUCAGGUAGUAUUCCUCGGGGAACUCCGACGCCAACUCCGUCUCAUAUUGCACUGCCUCAGAUACCAACGCCCGCUUCUCUAUCCGUGGUCCAACAACCUGCACCGAUACAUUCUGUACCCAUGCCGGUACCUGUUCCGGCAGCAGCGGCAGCAGCGGCAGCAGUACCUGUCCCUGUCCCGCAGCCAGUACCUCAACCUAUCAAGCGAGAAGCCUCGGCAGCUUGA